Molecule: messenger RNA, 2016 nt
Organism: Thecamonas trahens ATCC 50062
Lineage: Eukaryota; Apusomonadida; Apusomonadidae
Exons: 2
Coding region: 1-2016 (671 amino acids)
Molecular function (GO): protein binding
Source: RefSeq, a predicted model, not a curated record
AUGGCGACGCCUGUGCGGACGAGAGUCACCUCGCCAUCAGACUACGUCAGCUCGCCAGUCAAGGUGACACUGCCGAACAAGUGGACGGAGAAGGAAGUCGAGGCAAAGGUCUUUCUCACUCGGCAGCAUGAGGUGUACAUGUGGAUUCAAGCGGCGUUGAACGCAAAGCUGGCAUCGGCUGAUCUGGCUACCGUGCUGAGGGAUGGCGUGACGCUCAUUGCCCUCGCAAAGGCUAUACAAGCUGAUCUGGUCAAGGAUGAAGAAGUCGUCAAUGUGCCUUCCAACGCCACUGAGCGCAAGGGCAACAUCCGCGCCUUUCUUCGCUUCUGCAGACGGCUCGCCAUUCCCAAGCGUCGCUGCUUUGCCGUCUCGGAUUUGUAUCGUAAGGCCAACAUGUACCGUGUCGUCAAUACCAUGCAUGUCCUUGCCGCCCUUGCUGUCCGCCGCGGCUUUCACACGCCGCUGGCAAAGAUCCAUCCAGAGGACAUCCUCUUCCCGCCCACCGUCCUCGCCGACACCGUCCGCUACCUUCGCGGCAUCGAUAAGUCGCACAUGGGCGGAACGACCAAGGAGAACCUGACCGCUGCCGCCGAUGGCCUUCCAGGCGUCUCGCAACACUCGCUUGCCUUUGUCCGCUCCGGCCUACCCGACAAGCACAUCUCGACCGUCGACCUCAACGCGUCCAAGCCCGGCGCGCGCCCGGCGCUCGUCCAUGUCUUUGACAUGGCCCUUGCCUACCAAGAGGAAUCACAGGAUGACGACCCGCUGCCGGACACUCUCUUCCACCCGUCGCCCACCCACCGCUAUGAGCCGGUCCAUCCGCUGGAAAUUUCCGCCGUCGCCAUCGCGUCGCCGACCAACGCUCCUUCCGCCAACGAGCCCGAGGACCUCGAUGCUCUGGUCGCCUCAGACCUUGACGACCCGAUCAUCGACGAGCUCGAGCUCUCGGGCAUUGACAUCGACGGCGCUUCCGAGAUCGAGACCGAGGACUUGGCGCUCGACGAGCUCCCGCUCCACCCGCCGGCUGCUGACCUGCUCGACCUCGACAACUCGUCGGUCUCGCCCGUCGCCGGCUACGAGCCCGACCUCGACGAUCUGGGCAUUGUUGUCGAGGACGUCGGAGCAGACGACCUUGAUGACCUCGGCUUGCUCGUCCUCGACGAUGAUGACGACAUACAUGUUGGUGUGCUCUCUGGUGAGCUUGCCGACCACGCUGACGACGUUCACCACAACUUUGCCCUCUCGUCCGACCACGCUGCCGACCCGGCCACAGCCUUUGAGCUCUCCGACGACGACAACGACGACGUGCUGCCCCAAGCUGCCGACCCCGACCUCGCCAGCCUGCCUCUCGUUGCUACUUCGGCCUCGGUCGCUGGCUUUGAGCUCUCCGAGGACACCCCUGCUGCAAUCAUGGACGCCUUUGCCAUCACGGACGACGACAAUGGUUCGCCCGUGCAGCAGGCGCCCGACUUUGCUCUCUCAUCCGAUGGCGACGACGUGCCUCCAACUCCCGCUGCUCAGGCCGCAUUUGCUGCCUUUGCGCUCUCGUCCGACGACGACGACGUGCCCAGCUCCGAACCGAGUGGCAUCCAAGUCGCUGUCGCGCUUUUCGACUACCAAGCCGGUGCCGAGACACAACUGUCGUUCAAAAAGGGUGACAAGCUGCGGAUUUACCAGGACGACGAAAACGGAUGGCUGGUAGCGCAGAUCGGUGAGGCGUACGGCUAUGUACCGGCCAACCGAGUCUCGCUCACGGGCGCCGUCGCACCGACGUCUGCUUCCGUCAAGGCCGCCGCUCCCAACCCGACUUCGCGCAUUGCGCAGCUGCAGGCCAUGCUCGCCGCACAGGGAGGCGCUGGCGGCUUGUUUGGCAAGCCAACGGCGCCGCCGUCGACAGGCGGUGCCAAGCCCACCGCCGCGCCCGCCCCGCUUGCCACAGUCACAGCGACACGCGCAAAGCCGCCCGCCAAACGCCAGCCGUCGCGCAAGCGUCGGACACGGACUCGCCGCUCUUGA